AUGGAUGACAUUCAUCAGCAAACGCUGUACGCAUUACUGCCUAUUUCAUUGAUUGGUUCAGUGCUAAACUGGGCAAUUUUCUAUGCAGUCAACAAGCUGGAAUGUUUCAACCAUUCUUUUGGAUACUUAUCUGCAAGCCAGGCAAUAGUAGAUGCCAUGCACUCAACCACUUUCCUUAUCUUUUUUUGUCCAAUGGUACUUUUAGACGAGCCAACAUUGAAAGCAAUGUCUCACCAUUGUGGAUUUGUACUUCUGCUCUGCUAUGAGCUCUCAGUGAUGAUUCAUCUCGCCAUUUCCCUGAAUCGCUUCUGCGCAGUGUGGGCUCCAUACAAGUAUCAAAAUAUUUUCAGUGAUAGAAACACUAAAAUAUUGAUUGGUUUUGUUGGGACGGUAACUGGAUCAAUUGCUAUAUACUUCUAUGAAGUUUCCUGCCAUUUUUAUUACGAUGAGAAAAUACAUUUCUUAACGUUCACAAAUUCCGAAUUCUGUGGAUACAUUGGCUGGUAUGGAGAUUUCUUGAAAAACGCUGUCAUCGUGGCAAUCGUUGUCUCAAUUGAUAUUCUUACAGUUGUCAAAGUCAAACAAAUGUCUAAGAAGAUUAGCUCAAGCAUUUCUGAUCAGGCACACAGUAAUCUAACUAGUCGGGAAAUCAGAUUUCUGAAACAGACUGUUACGCAAGGCUCUGUUUUCAUGUUGGAGCUUCUGACAUAUUUUUUCGUUCCCCGAUAUUUUGCAAACAGAUGGAUUGUAUUCUUUGCCACUUCCUUUGCCUGGGUUGCAGUACACGCCGUUGAUGGAAUGGUAGUGAUUCUCUUCAAUCCUGAAAUUCGGAAAUUCCUUCUUGGCAAAAAAGUCAAAAAUGCUAUAACUUCGACUAAUCAAACGUCAAAUAAUAAAGCACAUGCUUAA
Molecule: messenger RNA, 909 nt
Organism: Caenorhabditis elegans
Lineage: Eukaryota; Metazoa; Nematoda; Chromadorea; Rhabditida; Rhabditidae
Gene: srx-64
Product: G-protein coupled receptors family 1 profile domain-containing protein
Exons: 6
Coding region: 1-909 (302 amino acids)
Biological process (GO): G protein-coupled receptor signaling pathway; signal transduction
Cellular component (GO): membrane
Molecular function (GO): G protein-coupled receptor activity
Source: RefSeq, marked reviewed